UCUCACUCACUCUCGCAACUUCUACUUGAACGGCGCUUUUCCUGCUCCGACGAUCGUGUGUUUGCUCGACUUCGCCCCUCCCACACUAGCGCGUCCUUCGAAACUUUUCUCGGGCCUUUAUAUAUGUCCCCCCUCGAUAAGUCAACGACCUACGCUCCGCGCUAUACAUAUUUAAUACUCGUAAACAACGGGCAUCAGAUUAUCAGAAGCCGAGCAUGACAGACGUAGUGUGGGAGAGGCAAUUGUUCGUCUAGAAUCGGGAAAUAAACAAGCGGACGAUUUUGACUUCGCGUCAGCAGCUGCGAAGCAUCAGCGUAAAAAGGUUUGUCUUCGCUGUCUGGCGGCUCUGCUGCGCUGCUGGUUGACCAAGCACCAACACACGCCGCGACAUAAGUACGCGCAGCGACAUCGUGUCCCGUCGAGAGCGAGCAUCAGCUUUCUGACGUCGUCGUCGUCGUCGUCGCAGCCGCAGAACGAGUCGCCCGCCGCAGCUGGGCCAUGGGGGACGCAUCGAUGAGCGUCACCGCGUCGGGCGCCAGUCAGCGUGUAGUCAAGGAGGGCUGGCUUUUCAAACGCGGUGAACAUAUAAAAAACUGGAGGUCGCGAUAUUUUGUACUGAGAGACGAUGGCACUUUGGUUGGCUUCAAGACUAAGCCUGACCAACAAAUGGCAGCUGCUGCACAGCCUCUGAAUAAUUUUACAGUUCGGGGAUGUCAAAUUAUGUCUGUUGACAGACCUAAGCCUUACACAUUUGUGAUCAGAGGCUUACAGUGGACAACAGUUAUUGAAAGAACGUUUCAUGUUGAAACGGAUAAAGAAAGAGAAGAUUGGGUCACAGCCAUCAGAUAUGUGGCGGAUAGACUUGCUAAUGAAGAAACCUCUCAACAACAUCUUCAUUCUCAAAUGCAACAAUCUUCCUCCUCAGAAGAUGUUGAUAUGGAAUCGACAGGAGGUGGAAGAUCUGAUUCAAUUAGUUCUCUUGGACUUGGAACGGGUGAUGGCAACAUUGAUGAACUUUCAGCAAAAUUCAGUGUUCAAGGAACAUCGAGUAGUAAAUCAACAGGGAAAAAGAAAGUUACCCUGGAAAACUUUGAAUUUUUGAAAGUUUUGGGAAAAGGCACAUUUGGUAAAGUUAUCCUAUGUAGAGAGAAAGCGACUGGACAUUUAUAUGCCAUCAAAAUUCUCAGAAAAGAAGUUAUAAUACGAAAAGACGAAGUAGCGCACACAUUAACAGAAAACAGAGUUUUAAGAACCACCAAUCAUCCAUUUUUAAUAUCCUUAAAAUAUAGUUUUCAAACCGCUGAUAGACUGUGUUUCGUAAUGGAAUACGUUAACGGUGGAGAGCUUUUCUUUCAUUUAAGCCGAUCGCGCGUUUUCGGCGAAGAUCGAACUAGGUUUUACGGAGCUGAAAUUAUUUCGGCGCUUGGUUAUUUGCAUUCACAGGGAAUUAUAUAUCGAGAUCUGAAACUCGAAAAUCUUUUGCUCGAUAAGGACGGCCACAUAAAAAUAGCUGAUUUUGGCCUAUGCAAAGAAGAUAUAACAUACGGAAGAACGACAAAAACAUUCUGCGGCACGCCAGAAUAUUUAGCUCCAGAAGUAUUGGAGGACAACGAUUACGGAAGAGCCGUAGAUUGGUGGGGCGUAGGAGUAGUUAUGUACGAAAUGAUUUGUGGAAGACUUCCAUUUUAUAACAAAGAUCACGAAAAGCUCUUUACGCUUAUCCUCUUAGAAGCUGUAAGAUUUCCUAAGACUCUCAGUAAUGAAGCUAAGGAUAUGUUAGGAGGACUGUUAAAUAAGGAUCCAACUAAGAGACUGGGCGGUGGCCCUAACGAUGCCAAGGACAUAAUGGAUCACAUGUUCUUCUCGUCGAUAGACUGGAAUGAUCUUUAUCAGAAGAAGAUACCACCACCUUUCAAGCCUCAGGUGACUUCGGAUACAGACACUCGUUACUUUGACAGCGAAUUCACGGGUGAGAGUGUCGAGCUUACGCCUCCCGAUCAGGGCAUCCUGGGCAGUGCCGGCGGCCUCAACUCGAUUGUCGAGGAACAAGAACACUUCCCUCAGUUCUCCUACCAAGAAAGUCACUCGGCGGCCACAUCCUCAAUUUCCAUCAAUCACUGACACGGUAGUCACUUAUCUCCGGCUUGUGCUUUGGUACAUGUGAUCGGAUAAAUCGGAUAGUUGCCUCGGACUCGGUGGCGACGAACUAGUGGAAAUGAAGCGAGCGAAGUGAGAGUGUGACAACUCCGACUUGUAUAUUUCGACUACGAUGGUGUAUCCACGGUGUUUACUGACGAUCGUCUCGCGUGCUUCCUGGCUAGAAAGUGAUCUUGAAGACUGUAGCACUUGUUUUUUUUUCUUCUUUUUGUCAAGGUUAAUAUAAUCUUACGGCAACAAUUUGUCAAUCUUAAAAAAAAAUGUAUUCGUACUGUUAUCCCUUUUUUUGUAAUUUUUUUUUUUAUAGGUUUUAGCUGAUCUUUUUAAUGCAUACUACUGUUGUAAAUAAUUGGCUAUUACUGAACCCCUGUCAUUAAUCUCAUCAAUUUUGGCUUUACCAUAAUUGAUGAAAUGUGAAGCAAUUGGAAGCAAUUGUAAGUCAAAAUUCAUCAAUCAUGGGCAGAUAUGUGUAUUAACCUUGACGAAAAUUGCGAUAGAUAUAAGAUACUUUCAGAGUGUUAUUUUAUUGAUUAUAAAUGUGGAUCUUCAAUGAAAUUUUCUAAUCAGGAAUAAUUAUCAACUAGUGUCGCCUUUUAUAGGUCUGUGAUGCUUUGAAGCUCAUUAGAUAUUUUUCAUCAUUAGAUAUUUUUAAAAACAUAUCCUCCGAGUGGCAGGCUAAUUAUACGAUCACCCUGUGCUAAUUCUUAUAGCAGCAGAGUUGUCCUGAAAUUUUUUUAAAUCAAUGCGCUUGUCAGUUCAAGUAGUUUAUUAUAUAUAUAUAUAAUUUAUUAUGCGUAAUUUCGUUAGUUAUAUGUUGAAUAAUUGUGUCGGUUUUAGUUGAUAUAUAUGUUGUUUGAUUGAAAGAGAUACUGAUCAAUUAACAUUAGUGGUACUAUGAUUUUUUUUAACAAUGUUAUGAAUUAAAUUAAACUUUUAUGACCUAGGUACAGUAAUUUUUAUAUCACUGAAUGAUUGUUUUACGAGAGAUCUAAGUAUUAUUUCAGUGUUAAUUGUAAUCUAUACAUACAUAUACAAAUAUUUUUUAAAAUAAGGUAAAAUGCCCAAUACUUGGACAAAAUGAAAAUUUCGAUCUAUACUUGGACACUCGAAUAUUUGCUAUUGCGAUAAAAUAAAAACCGUAACCUCAAAAAGUAAACUGGAUCAGCAUUGUAAACAUCAUUACUAAUAAUAUACUAAUGAUUUUGAUAACGUUUUAACAAAAGUCAAUUCUCAAGGAUGAUUUGAAAGACUGCGCUCAAGUCCCAUAAGAGCAAUUUUGUUCAGUAUCGUCCAACUUUACCGAAAACGCGAUUUCCAUAAAGCAGUAGUUGAAUACGUUUAAUUUAAACGUCCAACUACUGGGGCUAAGACCGCGUCCAAGUACUGGUUCAACCGUGUCAAAUGAUGUUCAACUAUACCGUGUUUUUAUGCCAAUCUUCAAUAUUUAUUUUUAUUGUAAAAUCUGAUUGUUUGAGGUUAGGUUUUUUUAGAUUGAAAGUUAAUUAUGUCGGCUAAACGUUAGUGUUAAAAUCAUUUUGAUACUUCGCAAUUUAUCCGUGCGAAAUAAAUGAGCUUCUAAAAUUUCCUCAAAAUCUGUCCAUGUACUGGGCCUUUUACCUUAUUUGAUUUUUUGAAAUUUUAAGACCUCUAUUUUUUCUUAAUUGUAAGAUAUAAGUAGUCCAUUUGAAAAUCAUCUUUUCUCUCUAAUCAACGAAGGCAUGAUUUGUGUUUCAUUCUACAACUGCUUGCGCAAAGGGCCAUGGCUGCAAUCAAGUAAUUUGUACAUUAAAAAAACUUGCGUGAAAUCGCCUUUUACAAAUGACAUUUAUAAGUAAAUAUUAUUAUUAUUAUUAUUA
Molecule: messenger RNA, 4013 nt
Organism: Nasonia vitripennis (jewel wasp)
Lineage: Eukaryota; Metazoa; Arthropoda; Insecta; Hymenoptera; Pteromalidae
Gene: Akt
Product: RAC-alpha serine/threonine-protein kinase
Exons: 8
Coding region: 499-2121 (540 amino acids)
Biological process (GO): protein phosphorylation
Molecular function (GO): protein serine/threonine kinase activity; ATP binding
Source: RefSeq, a predicted model, not a curated record